AUGCUCAAGCCUGGCAACCCACCCACCAUCAGUCUCACACAGGUCUGCCGACAAAUUCGAGAUGAGUUCAGGAAGAUCUACAUGCAAAACGUUUCCUUCACAGUCAGAGACAAAGACAUCAAGAGGUUCACGAACGCGUUCUUUGCGUCGGGCCAUACGAACCAGCGGGUACUCGACGGGCAACGCCCCUCACGCGUCAUUUAUCUCUAUCCGCCUUCCAUGAAUGUGGACAUACUGCCUCUCGUGGAACUCAAGAUGGCAUACCCGCAAACCGAGGUCACCGUCAUCCCCGGUCCUGCAGAUAUCGAAGAGCAACCCUACUCUCAGUUUAACUAUCUACCAGCAGAGUUGCGCAAUCGUAUCUAUGACUUCGCUGCUGAGACCGAAGCCGACCAACCUCGCUGCGUACUGCCGUGUCUCGCGCUUGCGCAGAGCUGUCAACAGCUUCGUACCGAGUAUCGAUCUAUCUGCCUGAAGCGAGACAUCGUAAUCGAUUGGAAGGCGGUUGCCGGUUACAUGCGCACCUUCUUCCCCACCGUCGACGGCAAGAUCGAGAAUGUUGAGCUUGCACCGGCGAACAUGACCAUAGUCACUCCAUGGCGCGGCAAAACGGAGGACACGGGUGGUGAGCUUGACUUACUACCGUUGGUCAAAUUUGGCCUCUGUAGACCAAACUUCGCCUGUCACUUCAUCCACGACACGAAAAUCCUGGAACGUGCCGAGAAAGAGGCAGAUACAAAUCCACAUAGUGAUGGACGUAACUUCAGAGGCUACAUCAAGGAUGACACCGAGGCUCUAGAAGGGAUGAUGGGCAGUCGUAACCCAAAGUGGCUGUCCGAUAUCGAAACUGGUGUUAUUACCAAGCUCAUCGCUUUCAAUAUCGGCGUUAGCGAUCCGCCGCAGGCAACGUUCUAUCUGAAACGAUCGUUGUCCGACUUCGAAACGCAUUAUAAGAGCUACGAAGAAACUCUGUUCGAGGAGUUCUACUUCGAAAGUAUCGGUGCCGAUGCGUUUUGGGGAGAAUUUGAGAGGUUUCCUGAAAUAAAGUUUGAGUGA
Molecule: messenger RNA, 1056 nt
Organism: Alternaria novae-zelandiae
Lineage: Eukaryota; Fungi; Ascomycota; Dothideomycetes; Pleosporales; Pleosporaceae
Exons: 3
Coding region: 1-1056 (351 amino acids)
Source: RefSeq, a predicted model, not a curated record